GUGGUUUCCCGUGUCUCUCACACACUGUUCUGUGUCAUCAGGCGUGGUGUGUGAGCGCGUUUGAGGAAGUGGGCGUGAGACAGUGUGUUUAUUUUCACCCUCUUUGCCUCCACUGCACAUACACUGACUCUUGGUGAGAAGAGCCAGAGCGUCCUUCACUGCAUCAGAGUAACUUUAUUGACUUCUGCAUUAGUUCGCAUUCAGUGUGAUUUGGACUUUACUAAGGAAGUCUUAGUGGAGGCAGUGAGUUAAAGUCUGAUCAUGGUCAUGCCGACUCUGUGUCAAGCCGCCUUCACGGCUCUCCGGCAGAUAUGGCCGGUGUUAGUGCUGGAGCAGCUGGGCAGCACUUUCUUCGACACCGCCCUGCAGAUGGUGGCCAAGGACCGGUCUGCCAACGCCACCUACCCCGAUGCGCACCUCUCCACGGGGGACAGCCAGCAGAAGUUCAUGACGGACUUCUUUAUGAUCUACAACCUCAUCAUCAGGCUAGUUCCGAUCAUACCCUCGAUGCUGCUGGCCAGGUUAGGUGACCGCGGCUGGAGGAGAGUCCCCAUCUUAGUGCCCCUCAGCGGGUACCUGCUGUCCAGGCUCGCCCUGCUCCUGGUGGUGAUAUUCCGCUUCCCUCUGGAGGUGAUGUACGGCGCGGGGGUUGUCUUCGGGCUGUCCGGGGGAUUCUGUGCCUUCUGGCCCGGCGUGAUGACGCUGGUGUCGCUCUCCUCCACCGCUGCUGACCGCUCCAAGGUGAUGAUGAAGGUGGAGCUGCUGUAUGGGAUAGCAGGUCUGGUGGGCAGCCUCAUGUCGGGUCAUCUGUUCCUGCUGUACAGCUCCAGUCUGGGAAACGGGACCAUCCUGCUCACUGUGAGCGCACUGCUGCACCUGCUCUGCCUCAUACACUCCAUAGUCCUGCUGCAGGUCAAACCAGUAUCCAACAGCGAGCCAGAGGACAACUGCCACCUCCUCUCUCAUGACUCCAGCGAAGUUCCCGUGGAAGCUCCUGCUGGGAGAAGCAUGCUGAACGUGGCUCUCUUGUUUGCAGCUGCCAUGCUGUACACCUCUGCAGUGGGUGGAGCCAUAGAAAUACUGGGCAUCUUUGUGCUCAAAGAGCCACUCAGCUGGAAUGCUGCUCAGGUGGGUUAUGGGAACGCAGCAGGCUGUUUAAUUUUCAUCACCAGUUUCCUUGGUGUCACGGUGUUCCGCCGCUGUGCCAGCGACGUGGCACUCAUCCUGAUCGGCAUGCUGUCAUUCGCCACGGGGAUUUACUUCAUGUCCUUCGUCACGACAACCUUGACGUUCUACCUUGCUCGCUCACUCAACCUGUUUGCUCUCAUCCCGAUGCCCACCAUCAGAUCUCUGUUGUCACAGCAGGUUCCAGCAUCCUUAUGUGGCACCACUCUCACCUCCCUGCAGUUGGCGCUGAAGUUUGCCGGUCUGGCCUACAUUCCUGCCUUUACUAAGAUUUAUCAGGCAACCCUGAACUGGUUCCCUGGCUUCGUCUUCACGCUCGCCAGCAUCAUAACUGUACUGGCGAUGAUACCCGUCAGUGUCAUCGGCUGCAGAUCACUUCGGUGGCGACAGUACGUGAGGAUUCAGGGAGACUGAUGGCACCAAACUGACCGUCAGCAGUGUGUCAGCAUUGGUAUGAGGCAGAGGGGAACUGAGACUUGAAAUGGGCAAAAGGAGAACGGUGCCUUUAAUCUCACUUCCUAUAUUGUUAUAACUGCAGACACUGCAGGAGAGGAGUUCCUACAGGCUGUGGCUGUAACAGGAGGAACAGACGGCAGGUUUAAGGCUUACGCAGACUUGUAUAUGCACAGGUAGAAUUAAAUAAAAACACAAUUGGCAAAAAAAAUGUACAUAAUGAAAACAACUUUUGACACAGAUACAGGCAAUCAUCAACCAGCAGAAUUCAUUGGCCAGUGGAAUUUGUUGAAGUUAAACUCAAGAACAACCCAGUGUGAUUUCAACAUAGUGUAGAUGUGUGACUGAUGUGUCAGACAUGAAAAGUCCCCCUGUAAGCACCUUUUAAAGGAGGAGAAUGAACUAAAAAUGACUGACUCGCACAUUUGAACAAGUUUCCUGUCCGGAUAUAAAUGAGGAUUUUACAAUGUUCACAUUUUGUAUCGGAAUUAUAAACUGACUUUGGCUUUAUUACUUCUCAGUCCUCCACAGACUCUGUUCCUGAACUGUAGAUUGAUUCACUGGCUGGUUUACAGACCUAAUGACCAUGAUGAAUGACUAAACAUUCAGCCGAACACCAAAGACACAAAUAUGGAGUAAUUUAAUGUUGUCAUAUACCAACUGUUGUCCUCCAAAAUAGCAAUACGUGUAUAUAAAUAGAUUAAUAUGAAAAUAGAUGCACUAAAUAUUUUUUUGGAGUGCAGAAAGAGUUAUAUGCUGACGUGUAAUCCUGCAGGCCAGGAAAGGCUGACAGAGACUAGUUUAAAAAUUUACUUUUUGUAUGACAUUAGUGGGGUAUUUUUAAUAUUUUGAAUUUCUUUUAUUUCAGUCUUUUUUAUCCAUACAUAUUUAAACACUUGUGCAUUUAAUCAUGUUUUCUGUUCACUUGUCUUUGUUGCUUAUAACAAUUAUGUCAGUUAAUUCUGAAUUUGGUUAAAAAGCACUUUAAACAGCAUUUACUGAUUUGAAAGGUACUGUAUAUGGUUUGAUUUCAUUUCACUGACCACAACAUUGCCUUUGCACAAAAAAAAAAAAAAUUAAAAAUGUUUUUGUGUAACUGCACUGAGAUGCGUUUUUAUAAAUACAGUAAUUAUGCAUUUCAGACUAUAGGACUACAAGUGCAAGUGACUUUAAGGUACUUACAGUCGAUAUGAAGGGAAGAAAAAACAGCCUUGUACUAUUAUGCAUUAUAUUUGUGAUGCAUUUCUUUAUAAUUGCACUUUUAAUUACAAUGCUUUAAAGAGCACACACACAAAAGGGUUGCUGUCAAUGACUGUCAGUAGUUGUUCCACCCUGAGGUAUAGUUUUUGUUGGUGUAAGGGUUAGGACAAAAUGUAAAAUAUUUGCAGUAAUGAAUCAUAAAUCUGCAAGUUUUGUAAAGCCUAUUUUUUGUAUAAAUGUAUUUUUUGACUAAACAUUCCUGGGGUAUGUUUUGGGGGUUUUUUUUGGUUUAGUUUUGUAUAUGAGACUAACUGAAUGCAGUAUUGUGAAAUUCACUUUAAUUCUGCCAAUAAAAACAUUUUAAACAUAUAAAA
This is a messenger RNA of Epinephelus lanceolatus (giant grouper), 3212 nucleotides long. It is a transcript of the gene slc46a2, whose product is annotated as solute carrier family 46 member 2. Gene Ontology annotation, biological process: transmembrane transport. The record is from RefSeq and is a predicted model, not a curated record. Gene Ontology annotation, molecular function: transmembrane transporter activity. Gene Ontology annotation, cellular component: membrane. Lineage: Eukaryota; Metazoa; Chordata; Actinopteri; Perciformes; Serranidae.